UGCAGAUUUUGGUGGGAAUAUUCCGUGAACCCAGUGCAAGUUUUUCGUGUGCAUGCGUGUGCGCACACGUCAAUAGAGUGCUGAGCAGAGUUGCUGAGUGAGAUCGGCACACGAAUUGGAUCUAAUUUGGAUGAAAAUAUGUCAAAGGACCCCACACAAUCACGAAUACCACGUAUUGGCAGCAGCAGAAUCCCCGUGCCCGGUUCCAUCAGCCGCCCCCCGCACCAGUUCCAGUCCAAGCUGUCGAGGCCCUCGUCGGCGGCGAUCCCGUUUGCAACCCCCGCCAGUUUCCUAAGGCCACCGAGGUCAUCCGCGGUCACCAUCGCGCGGUCCUACUCCGGCGACAAGCUAUGUCAGGGUGAGCCCAGUCCGUUCCCGGUGUUGGCCGCCUCAACACCUGCACCGCAGUUCAAAGCGCCGCUCGGUGCGGUGUGUAAUCUGUACAAGAAGUUGGAGCUGGUGUCCACCGAGAACCUGAACGAUGUCCAGCCGCUGGACAACACGUUCGCCGUUGCGUCGCCAUGUGGUGAGGUAGACUUUGCGGACGGUCGCAUGCUGGUGGAUGAAUCGCUGGAGCUGGUCGGUGCAGGCAGUACGGACAAUCUGUUGCUGGAUCAGGACGCCGCCAUGUUGAAGAUGGCCUCCAGCAACGAGACGGUCACGCUCAACAGCGAUGGGAACGUGACGUACGAGGUGAAGCGCAGUGAGACGUUCAUCAAGCAGAAACAGGAGGAGGUAGUGUCGGUCGGGAAACUCGGUGGAAGUCGAGAGUCAUUGAAUCGAACAAGAGGAGCGUCACUGUUUUUGACGAUGAGCAAGUCGAGCGCGGAUUCACCCGUCCUGGAUCGGACGCACACGCUGGAUGAGCCGAAGCGGGCGCUCUGCUCGACGAUGGUUGGUAACGUAACCCAAAGCAUUCCAAAUAUUACGCAGGAGCUGUUGUACCGGACGCACGAGAUCAACAGCCCGGACCGGCUGCUGCCGACGGACCCACACGUGGUCCAGAGACCCACCAGACUGACGUUCAACUUGAACGAAACCACCAAUUUGUUGCACCUUUCGGAUCCCGCGUUGGAAUUGAACAAAACGCAGGUAUUCAGCUCGACGAUGCACUCUCCGCUGAACGUGACGAGGAACGUCGGGCACGAAUCUUUGGACACGAGUGCGGGCGAGCGCACGUUGGUCGCGGAAGAACUUGACGAAGACGAUGGCCACCACCAGAGGAGGCAGAACGAAACGAUGGAUGUGGACGAUAGUGGCGGGGGUAAGGAGAUUUUCGACUUGAGCUUGGAGGAACCAGCUUCGGUGGGCCGGGAAGAGGUGGCGCUUCGACCGCCGGAAGGACGAUGCUCGAUCCCGGCGAAACAGCGAUUCUCGUUCGGGCUGGAUUUGACCGAGUGUACGCUGGAUUGCUCGAUUGAGCUGUGUGAUUCGUCGGUGUCCUCUGCAAAACCGCACGUGAAGUCUCCGGUAUCGACCAGCUUGACGAAACAAGGUUCGUUCGAAAUGGACGAAAGCUUGGGAAUAUUGACUCCGGAUCAGAUGAAAGAAUUUCUGGAUUCAACCACGACAAACACGAACAAUACCAACAAUUUGGAGCUGCAGCUAAAUACGGGUUCCCACAAGCAUGGACUGCAUCAUUGUCGGAUUGACCAGACGCCGUCGCCGGAGGAGCUUCCGCUAGAUCCGGUGGGUGUCAAAACGGACAUGUCGGACAUUGUUCUGCCGUCGGAGAUUCCCUCGAGUCAGGCGACGAGCAUGUACCAGGAAAUUUCGCAGACGGAUUCGGACUCGAAGACGGAUCAGAUGACGAAAUCUGCGACCUCAAAGGUCUCCAAUAGCUUUAUUACGAGUAUUACCAGUAUAACGAGUUUGGACACGGGUUACCAAGGCGAUGGUGAAAUGUCCCGACCGGCAAGCCGCGGGGCGGAUCACUCGCCAUCGAAUGGACCACGAAUUAAAAACCCAGGAGCAGCCCCGUGGAACGCACCGGCAGCUCAGGCAGCGCCUGCGGUUCCACGGCGGCAGGAUCCCAUGACCGAUAGUGACUUUUUCACCGAGAGCGAUGCGGACGACGUGUUCAACCGGGGUGACCGGCGGGCUCAGGUCAUCGACGGGCAGCUGUACGGACCCAUGGUUCAGGGGGCAAACGUCUUCAUUAAUCAACAGCCACAAAACGACGAUUCGUGCAUGGAGUCGAGUGGAAUUUUCACCGACGUCGAGAAUCGCGGCGAUGACGACUUGGUUCAUCGACUGUCCGAGGACCGCGAGGAGGAGGACGAGGAAGAGGAGGACGAAGGUCAACCUUUGGCCAUGGAGAGCGAUAUGAGCCCCGACGCGUCCACCGAGACCAUUAGCAGCAGCAACACAGCGUGCAGCCAAAAGAAGGUACUACUUCCCCAAGACGCGGUGGAGGAGGACCAGGAGGACGCUAAUAGUUUGCGGAACGCUUCACUGGUUUCGUCGGUUAGCACGAACGACGCGUCCAUUGAGAUGGUGGUGCAGGUCGCGGAACAAACCUUCGAGAUGCCACCAGGUGACGUCGUCGUCGUCGAGUCCACACAAAAUCAAUCCUCGUCGUCACCGGUCGCGACAUCACCGUCAUCACCAUCAUCAUCAUCGCCGUCAACGGCCGUAGUGGUGAAUGGUACUGCUUCUAGUGGUGGUAGGGUCGAUAGUAGUGCUAGUGAGGUCGUCGUCGCAGUUGAAGCACGAGGAGGCCCAAGUUCCGACAGUUUGUCUGGCGCGGCCGUCGGUAGUGGAAGUGUGCUCGGGAGUGGUGGCGGCAAAAAGCCCAGCUCCAGCCGUAAACAGCAGAAAAAUGAAUCGAAUUUGGUGCUGAAAAAACACGAAAUGUCGUCGCGCGCGACGUUGAUCAAGACUCGCUUGUUCAAGGAUUCGGUCGUUAAGUCGGGUUCGGUUUCGAAGUCGUCGUCGUCGCGCAGUGUCGGUGGCAGCGUCCUGAGCCUGGACGCCGGGAAUGAGUGUGAGAAUCAGGAAAACAAGCGUCCCACCAGCGGUCACGGUGGUCCACGUGGUGGCGUUGGCGGGGGCAGUGUGGGCAAUCUGAGCUUUAUGAAAAAGUCGGCCACCCCCAACAAGUGGGACGCAGUGAUGAGCAAAAUUGCCGAGAAUAAGUCUGUGGUUAAGAAGAAUUUCAGUGAUGUAAAGUCGAAGAUCAGCUGCGGCAAAACUGGCGGUGGUCUGGUGGGGCGUCGCGUAGAUUCGCCGGCCUCCCUCAAGAGCCCACCGUCGGAAUGUGCCAGCAGCAUCGCAAGUCGCGGCGCGUCUACGCCGGGCGGGAAACGCACCAUUUCCGGAUCGGUUAAGCGCGGGCGCACCCACAGCAAGGACAGCCAGCAGAGCUCCCAGAGUGAUCUUAGCCUUUCCGGUGGUUCACCCAAGCUGCAGCCGAAAGUUUCCAGCAUACGACCAGCUAAAAAGCGAGAUGUGCGCACAAUCAACUCGUCGUCCAGUGAUUUGGGUCCACCGCCAAAGACACUCGGCGGCCAGAGCCAGACCCAGACCCAGCCGCUGCAGGCCCAGCAUCAACGGACGGCCAGUCUGCGGACACCGGCUACAUUGCAAAAACGACUACCACCACCGGUGACGAACGCUUCGAUACCGAUUGUGCCCGACCAGCUGAAGGGAUCGCCUCCGCCCCCGAAACGGAACAACCUGAUCGCGAAACGAACGCUUUCGGCGAAUGCGGCAACCACCAAUGGAGGAACGAUAAGUGCGCAGCACCAUGUUGUGGUGAAAACCGCACCACUAAAAGACCACAACCGCUUAGUUGGCCCAACGCCGACCUCCAAGCCACCGGGUGUCAACUCGCCAAAGCUGCUGCACUCCAAGACCCUUUCGAGCCGGUCGCACCCACCACAACCUUCAACGCCCCUACAACAGCAACAACACUCCACAACGACGACGACGACGCCCUCCGGCCACCAGAACCACCACCACCCAACGGUCAACGGAGUCGCCAACCAAAAUGGCACCACGCCAGUGACGAGUCCAACCUCGCUGAAGAGCUCCGGCGGCCUGCAACGCAAUGGCACCAUCAUCCUGGACAAGGCCAACUCGGGUUCGCCGCUGAUUUGUCCGGAUGGCGGCGGCGUUGGCAGUCCCAAGGUCCGGAACGGAAUUUCAAAGCAGCAGAAUGGAGCCGCCCCGCAAGGUUCCAAGGAGAUGCCGAUGGCGAACGGAGUGCCGACCAAGACCAAGACGACGGCCUCGGUGGGGACCUCGGCGGUCAGCACCAAUUUAGUCGAUAUUAGUUUGCUCAAUCAUGCCAACCGAGGCGUGGAAGCGCUGGGAGUUUUAGUACAAUACUUAGUUUAUAAUCUGGAUGCCUUUUCCUGUCCCACGAUCAAGCAGUCCCACCAGAAGGCGACCCAUGACCUGCUAGAGACCAAAUCGAUGCUCGACGACGAGCGCGACCAGUGCCAGUCGCUCAAGCAGCAGCUGCUCGACACGACGGAACGGGAAGCCGAACUGCAGGAGCUACACCGCUGCGAACUCAGCAAGGUGGAAUCCCACCUCGCGGACGCGCAGCGCUACGCCUCCGACCGCAUCACCGCCCUCGAGGCGGAACUGCUCCGCAAAGACCUGGAAGCCUGCACCGCCCUGCGCACCCGCACCGACGAGUUCGAGGCGCAGCUCGCCGAGCGGGAUGCCGCCCUCAAGCAGGCCCAGUCCCGCGAGCACGAACUGCUCCAGCGAAUCUCCGCCCUCAGCUGCACCGAGAACGAACUCCGCGACAAGGUGCACUCGAGCGAGCUGGAGUUCGCCGAACGGCUCCAGGCUGCGGCCAUGCGCGAACGAGACCUCACCGAGCAGCUGAACGCCCUGAACCGCCAGAUGGACGCGCUGCGGCGGGCCGCCGACAACCGCGAGCAGGACCUCCAGGACAAGCUCUGCCUCACCCAGGACGAGUGCACCAUCCUGCGGCACAACCGCACCAGCUCGGUGUCACCCUCCCGCAGCAGUCCAGACCGCACCGAAAACACCACCCUGAUGGCCGCGACGCCGUUUGCCGCCAGCCCGCUGCAGCAGAACCGCUCGUCCGGUAACCUGAGCCACGCCCAGAUCCUGCAGGACGAGGUGGACAGCUUGCGGUGUGUGUUGGAUUUGAAGCAGCGCGAGAUUAGCGAGUUGCGCAAGCAGACGCAGGAGUACGAGCGGGAUGCAAGGGAUUUGCCGGGGGCGUUGGUGAAGAUAUCGGCGCUCGAGUCGCGCAUCGAGGAUCUGCAGGUGCAGCUGAAGACGAAAGUCGAGGAGGAGAAAGACCUCCAGCAACGGUACAAGCUGCUGCAGGACAACCUGAAGCAGGAAACCAAGGUCAAGAGCCGCCUGUCGCAGCACAACGAGGAGCUGCAGUGGAAGCUGAAGCAAAACUCGGAAAAGUUCUCCCACGUGUACGCCGAGCUGUCCAAGAGCUACCACGAGAACUCGAGCUACCUGAACACGACGCGGACCAGCCUCGGCGGUGGCACCUCCGAGCGAGUCUUCGAGAUGGAGGACAUCUCGCCACCGACGAGCCCCGUCAUCAAGGGGGUGGUCGAGAAGAGCGAUUCCGUUUCGUGGGUGCUGGAGAUGGACGACGAACCGCCGGAGAUUUCCGCGUCGCGGAUGGUGCGGCGGGCGGGUUCUUUCCGCUCCAGUUACGAUCCGAAGCGGCAAAAGUGCGUCGGGAUGAACAGUUCGUUGAACGGGGGGAUUCAGCAGUCCAACUCGGUUGGGUCGAUUUUGAAGCAGCAGGAGUCGGUUUCGCCGUCGAAGACGACGACCUCGCCGGGGACGCCCCGGCUGCGGUCCAAGUCGGUUAGUAUUAAGGCCACCGAACCACCAAAGAAGAUUGUGCGAUCGAACUCGGGUGCGUCGUCAGCGGCGGCUGCGCCGGUGCCGACCUGCUCCAAGCCGAUCCGGAUGGCGGAGAUGCCGCUGUCGUGGAAGGAGCCGCCGCUGUACAGCAGCUCGCCGUACGCCCACAAGCGAUUUCUGAACGAGCGCAUGGAGAACGGCAAGUCGAAGGAUUUGUUUCUAGAGGAGACGGACGCCGACAGUCCGUACAGCCGGAGCCGGGCCGGGUCGUUUGGGAGUGAGGAUGUUGGGGGCGGUGCUGCCGCCGCCGAAGCAGUCGCCGAGCAGCCGGUCGAGUUUUUUCGUCGCGACAAAACGCCAAAUUUUAAAAAGAGCAAAGAAAACCGAGGACUCAUCACGUGUGAUACGAAGGCAUUGACGGGGGCUGUGGUGGAACUCCCGGUCGGCGUGGCCGCCCACAAGAAGCGACGGGACGCGUUUGCGCGCAAGAACCUGCCGAAAGAGGCGGCCGGGGAGGCGCUGGUGUCGGGUUCGGACGACGAGGCGUCCACCUCGAGCUGCCUGUCGGACGAUCUGUCCUCGCACAGCAGCAGUGGCAACAGCAGCAGCUCGAGCAGUUCGAGCAGCUCGUCGACCUCGACCGGGCAGACCUCGUCCGGGACUUCCGGUGGGGACGGUCGGGAAGCGCUGGUGGGGCUGGAGCCCGAACCGCGACGGCGCAGCGGCUCGAACGUUUCGCUGGAGGACGCGCUCAUGCAGAAGAUCGUCGCUAGUCUGAACGGGGGCAUUUCGGGGGCCGAGGCAGCGGGUGGUCUCGAAACGCCGAUGGAGGUCAGCUGGUCCGAGGACGGGGACCCGUCCGAGUCGAUCGUAUGACAUGACGAUGAUAGCUUUUAAAUCGUGCCGGCUCGAGGCGUUGAGGCAGUUUUUGUUUCGUUUGUUUUAUAAGAGUAGUUUUGUUUAAUUCCUUUUUAAGAGUAAGUCCAGUUAAUCAGUUGUUAAAUGUAUAGAUUUUUUUUUCUCUCGUAUUUAUAACCCCCGAAAAGCGCGCGCGUGGUAAAGGAAUGAAAGGAUUUGAAAGGCGUGGAAAACGAUGGAUUUUUUCUGGUUCGUUUUAACGAGUUUGUGAGUUUGUGGCAGAGUUUCGUCAGGUUUGUUUGUUAUUUUAGAGGACAGUUGGCUCAUCUUGAUUGGAAGACGAGCGCGCGAGAAGGAUCACACAGAGUUAGUCAGACACAGAGCAAAA
Molecule: messenger RNA, 7069 nt
Organism: Culex pipiens pallens (northern house mosquito)
Lineage: Eukaryota; Metazoa; Arthropoda; Insecta; Diptera; Culicidae
Gene: toc
Product: serine-rich adhesin for platelets
Exons: 9
Coding region: 139-6699 (2186 amino acids)
Cellular component (GO): cytoplasm; nucleus
Molecular function (GO): microtubule binding
Source: RefSeq, a predicted model, not a curated record